UGUGGCACUCACAAGACCACCACCUCCAGUACUUGAUACGGCAUCUUUCUGCAAGUGGUCCUGACGCUUCUGUUGGGGUGAGCUUUCCAAGGUGUAGAGAAGCGUGUAUGGAGCAGAUGAGUAGCACACGGCUGGCUAGUGGCCACGAGGUGGUCCACAUGAGCGAGGAGUGGCUGGCUAGGAUGGGUCAAGACCAGACACUCUAUAACAACGGCAUGGUACGCCUCCUGCCCGACGGCUGGCUCUAUCCUACACUCUUCACAGAAUAUGCUGAAAGAAUAUAUAACUUCAAGUUCAGGUCCAGCGAUGUGGUGGUGAUGACGAUGCCUAAGUCUGGGACGACAUGGAUGCAGGAGGUGGUGUGGACGAUGCUUCACAACCCAGACCUUAACCAUCCACUCGCUGGUGAACCCAUCUAUCACCGCUCUCCGGAAAUUGACCUGGAUAUGAUCCUCGAUGGUAAAGGUCUGGAGGGUGUGAGUAUUGACCACUUCAUAAAAGCCUUCCACGAAGUGUGUCCAGGGAGAAAGAUUGAAGACGGGAUGGCUUUCCAGAUGUGUGAGUUAAUGCCUGACCCGCGGGUUAUGAAAUCUCAUCUUCCCUUCGCUCUUCUCACUCCUCAUAUCCUCGAACAGACGAAGGUGAUUUACGUGGCCAGGAGCCCCAAGGACGUGGUGGUGUCCUACUACUAUUUCUUCCGCGUGAUGAAGCUCUUCACUUACACCGGCACCUUCGAGAGCUUCGUGAAGCAUUUCAUGAAUAAUGAUUUAAUCUACACCCCGUACUGGCCACACGUGAAGCAGGCCUGGCAGAGGAGGGAUCAUCCCAACAUGUACUUUGUCUUCUAUGAAGAGAUGAAGUCAGACAUCAUGACACAGCUACGUCGACUCAAUGACUUCUUAGGUUUAAAUCUCACUCAGAAGCAACUUGACAAUGUUGCUCACCAAAGCUCCUUCAACUCCAUGAAAGAGCGAGGGGAACCCAUCAAGGAUAUGGAAGCAUUUAUCCCUGAUAAGCACAAGAAGUUUGGAGGAUACUUCAGGAAAGGUAUCGUAGGUGACUGGAAGAACCACUUCACACCAGAACUGGAGCAGGAAAUGAACCAGUGGAUUGAGAAACAUGCUUCUGAGAUUGGCAUUACCUUCAAGUAAACUACUGACAACACCAGCACUAUAUGCCGACCUCUGCUCCACCAGCAACAUUAUUUCCCACCUCUACACUACCAGCAGCACUGUCUCCACACCUCUGUACCACCAGCAGCACUGUCUCCGCACCUCUACACCACUAGCAACACUCUCGACACCGCUGCACCACCAGCAACACUCUCCACACCUCUGCACCACCACCAGCACUGUCUCCACACCUCUACACCACUAGCAACACUCUCCACACUGCUGCACCACCACGCAGCACUGUCUCCACACCU
Messenger RNA from Cherax quadricarinatus, 1426 nucleotides. Lineage: Eukaryota; Metazoa; Arthropoda; Malacostraca; Decapoda; Parastacidae. The record is from RefSeq and is a predicted model, not a curated record.